ACGAACACACACACCAACGGCUUUCAUUAAAGGAAGGGCACGCACUCCCGGGCUCUUUCGAGUCGUCUGGAACCUCCUGAGAUAACGUGACAUUACGGUCAGCCGUGCGAGCAGUAUGCGCGCGAACGUCGGAGAACGCGCACCUUCUUUCCUCUUUUUCUGUCAUUCUUUCCUUCACCACACAGAUCGAACCAUUGUUCCGUUAAAAUAUCUUCGCACGUUCCGUAGUGACAUCUCUCAUUCGUCUCGUCGUCGCUUGAUCAGUAUUCGAAAAUGCUGUGACGUGACCAAUCGUGAUAUAUCGAUCGGUAUACUCGUGUUAAACUUUGCAGCCACGAAUCAGGCGACAUGAAUAAAACGGAACUGAACAUCGUGCUCAGCGCGGAGCCAGCGAGGACAACCUCGAGCGUAAUUCACUCACACAUUCCGGUGCCGAGGAUAUCGAAUGCAAUUAAAGCCCAGGAAAGGUGUCCCCCAUCCCGCAGGGGGUCCUUCGAAAAGCUAUCCAGAGGAGUGUCGGUCGCAGCUCAAAGGGCGUCCUUCGAGAAGCUCGACGCUUCCGUCCAGCAGCAGCGAUCGAGGAACAAUAAUUUGUCGAGCUCGAGCAUCGAGAUGCGGAACUCGGAGACUGAGAAACCCGCUUCCCAGACUACUACUAACUGCAAGACGAACGAGCUGGUCGGUGUCUCGAAAUUGAACAGGAGCAAUAGCCUGGAGAGCAAGUGGAAGAACAAAUACGAGGAGUCGGAGAAGAGGAGGAAAUUGUUGCUACAGAAGAGCGAAGCCGCUACUAAGGAACAUGCGGACUUGGAGAAGAAAUAUCAACAGUUGCAGAGACAAAAUAGCACUUUGCAGUCGCAAAUUCAAGAAAAAGAGCAGAAGCUACAAAAAUUGCGGACAGUUUCCGAGGCAGUAUGUAAGGAAUACGAGCAAUUGAAACAUCAGUACGAUGUUGAAACGGGUGCUAUGCACAAAGCUAUGCAACAAGCGUCACAGUGGUACAGGCAAAACCGUGAAUUAAAGAGAAGAUCGCAGAUCAUAACUCAGAAAUUCCUGCAAACGAAUCCGGAGGGUUCGUUGGAUCUCGAGAUAUCGGAUGAAGUUGACUCGAAUUUCGAAGAUCUUGAUCAGCUGAGAGAAACGGUGAAAGAAUUGAGCAAAGAGAUAGCGAGGCUUCAGACGGAGUUGCAUUCCGCUCGCCUUCAAGAGUUUGAAGCUCAAGAACAGGUGACGCAUUUGACCACGCAUUUGGAGGAGGAAAGAACUCUCAGACAAAAAUGUGAAGAGAAAGUGAAUGAGAUGAAGGUACAGAAGGAAAAUAUGGAAAGGGUGACGAAGAUGGUGGCAGAGGAAGUACAGGCAUUGAAAGCACAAUGUGAUCGUGAGAGAGAGAAUGCAAAGAUUAUGAAGAGAGAGGCGGAAAGGGUGCAAAAAGAACGAAAUGUAUUAGCUCAUCAAAGUGCACUCCUGAUGGCAGAAGUUGGUGACGACCCUAACGGAAGAUUAUUAACCGUUCUUCAAGAAGUAGAAUCUUUGAAGAGAUUAUUGGAGGAAGAGCAACAGAAUCAUGCUUCUCACAUACAAAUGUUAGAAGAGAAGCUGGAGGAAAAAGAAUCGAACGUCGAGUUCGAAAUAGUGGAAGAAAAGUUAAAGCUUGCCGAGUUGGAACUAGAAGUUGUAACGCAGAGGGCAGAAAGGGCAGAGAAGUUGGUGGAAACUCUGGAAGGAGUGGUUCAAACUUUGAAGGCGAAAAUCAGUGAACUGGAAGAGAAGCUUUCCAGGCCACCACCACCCCCCUUACCACCUCCGCCACCGCCGAUGUUCAACAACGGUGGACAAUCGUCAAUCAAAUUGCUGACGAAAGAAAAAAUGAAUUCGGAACGGAAUGCGGUGACCGACAUGGAGAACAUGCUUGGAAUUACGAAAAAAGCACCGACAGUUGCACAACAACCUGCUAUUGACGAUAUUAUCAAUCAGAUAAAAGGAGGACGCUUUACAUUAAAGCAAACAGAUAAACAAAGAGAGGAGGAGAGAAGGAGACGACAAGAAGCAGAAAGCGCGCCGCCUGCUGUCUCGGAAAUGUUAAAUAUUUUAGGCACCAUGAGAAGGAAGGCUAAGCCAACAAAGCAAUCGUUGAAAUCAGCAGACUCACCGACAUAAAAAUAGAUAUUGUUAGUAAUGUGCAAAAAUUUGUUUGUAAGUCUCAGGCACAAGUUACGUAUUAUUGUUGAGACAUAAU
Molecule: messenger RNA, 2239 nt
Organism: Eufriesea mexicana
Lineage: Eukaryota; Metazoa; Arthropoda; Insecta; Hymenoptera; Apidae
Product: shootin-1
Exons: 10
Coding region: 349-2160 (603 amino acids)
Biological process (GO): positive regulation of neuron migration; neuron projection morphogenesis
Cellular component (GO): axonal growth cone; cytoplasm; cell leading edge
Source: RefSeq, a predicted model, not a curated record